AUGCAGUUUGUUCCUGGUCUACCCACUGCUGCCGUCUUAUUGGCGCUGCUGGCCCGGUUCAGCGACGCUGCUACGGCGGCAUCCUAUGCGGGAUCGGCCAUUUCGAAUCUCUACCCUCCAACAGGCACUUCUGCCGACCACGAGCUGUUUCCACCCGAGACUAAAGUGGGUUUCUGGGGUGAGACCCCGACGGGAGUCCAACCGGCCGCCAUUGAGACAGCGCCGGCGUAUCCGGACAACCUGGGGCAAGCCAACCAAUUCCCGCUCGUCGCGCCGCAGCCGUACGGUCACGCCGGAUCAUCCGAAAAGUUCGACAUCACCAAGUACUGGGGCAAUCUGUCUCCCUGGUACUCGGUGUCAUCAGCCGACUACGGGUUGCCCAAUGCCAAUCCGCUUGCCCCCGAAGACUGCACCGUUACCCAGGUUCACCUGCUGUACCGUCAUGGCGCGCGAUAUCCGACGGCUAGCGCGGCUCCGGCCGAAUUCGCUGCCAAGAUCGCGAAUGCGACUGCAACUGGACUGGAGGUUUACGGCGACCUAGCCUUCCUCUCCGACUGGACUUACAAGCUCGGUGCCGAGGUGCUCACCCCCUUUGGUAGAAGCCAGAACUUCCUCCUCGGGAUCCAGUAUCGGCAGCUGUACGGACACCUCCUCAAUAACUUCACCGAGGCCGGCACCAUUCCCGUCUUCCGGACCGAGUCCCAAGAUCGCAUGGUUAAGACGGCUGAAAACUUCGCCGCCGGUUUCUUUGGCGUGCCCGAGUACUUAGACCAGGUCAAUAUCGAGAUCGUUGUCGAGUCCGGCGGGGUGAACAAUUCGGGUGCUCCGUAUGAGGUCUGCAACAACUCGAACGCCGCAGACAAAGCAUACAUCGGGAGCUCGCUGGCGUCGGACUUUUCUACGAACGCAUUCAAUGCCACACUCGCUCGUCUGAAUGCGCAGAUUUCUGGUCUCACUUUCGCACCUAGCGAUGCCAUAGCCAUGCUCCAGCUCUGCGGGUAUGAGACCCACGCUCUAGGGUACUCCGCAUUCUGCGAGCUCUUCAGCCAGGAAGAUUUCCUAAACUACGAAUACUACUACGAUCUCGUGUUCUACUACAAUAAUGGACCGGGUUCGCCUGUCUCCGCGGCGCAGGGCAAAGCGUAUCUGCAAGAAUUUGUAGCACGCUUCACCGGCGAGUACCCGAAGGGCUGGUCAGCGAUAAACCGGACGAUGGAUAACUCGCCGAUUUACUUCCCCCUAAACCAGUCCAUCUACGCCGACGCCACGCACGAGGUUGUCGUUCUCGAUACGCUCACCGCUUUCAACCUGACGGCGCUGUUCCGCGGGCCACCCCUAAGUUCCACAGAGAACCGACACCAGAACAGCUUCGUCGCCAACAAGGUCGUGCCCUUCGCCACCCACUUUACCGCUCAGGUUCUCGAGUGCCCGUCCUACCAGCCGACUAAACAGAUCAGGUUCCUCGUGAAUGAUGCCGUCAUCCCCGUCGCGGACUCAUACCCGGGGUGUCCAGCGGAUUCGCACGGGCUCUGCGCCUUCGACAACGUGGUGUCGGUGCUCCAGGACCGUAUCGACGAGAUCGACUUCGACCACGACUGCUUCGCCGACUACGAUGUCGAACCGGGCGUCAAUUACAACGGCCGCGCGCCGCGGUCUUAG
This is a messenger RNA of Durotheca rogersii, 1659 nucleotides long. Its product is annotated as phosphoglycerate mutase-like protein. Gene Ontology annotation, molecular function: acid phosphatase activity. The record is from RefSeq and is a predicted model, not a curated record. The coding region runs from base 1 to 1659 and encodes 552 amino acids. Lineage: Eukaryota; Fungi; Ascomycota; Sordariomycetes; Xylariales; Xylariaceae. The transcript has 5 exons.